Molecule: messenger RNA, 1740 nt
Organism: Ilyonectria robusta
Lineage: Eukaryota; Fungi; Ascomycota; Sordariomycetes; Hypocreales; Nectriaceae
Exons: 6
Coding region: 1-1740 (579 amino acids)
Molecular function (GO): protein binding
Source: RefSeq, a predicted model, not a curated record
AUGAGCAAUGAAGCGUCCAAUAGGUCGAUCAUAGAGCUUCGCAAAGCUGCUAAUGGCACCUGCCGAUGGCUCGUCGAGCACGAAACUCUGAUCCAAUGGACACAUCAGAAUCGAGGUCUCCUAUGGAUCAAGGGGAAACCUGGGUCGGGCAAGUCAACCAUGAUGAAGUACGCGCUUCGAGAACUUCCUGCUCAUUACGGGCCCGACACGCAGGCGUUUGACUUCUUUUUCCAUGGCCGCGCCUGGCGGACACCACUUGGCCUCUUCCGAUCUCUCCUACAUCAGCUGCUCAGCUGUAUGCCCGGCGCCUUGUUCGACUUGGUCGAUGAUUUCGACGCCAAGCGGAAGUCAGUAGGAGAGCCAGGAGAGAAGUGGCAAUGGCAUCUACAAACACUACAAAAGUACUUCGAGUCUGCGCUUCUGAGAAUUCUGAAGAGAUUUCCAGUCAUUCUCUUCAUCGACGCCCUCGAUGAGUGUGGCCGACAACCCGCUCUAGAACUGAUUCAGUACCUACGGUGGAAACUUUCAUGCCUUCCUCCAAGUGAUUUCAAGUUUGGCAUUUGCUUCUCCUGUCGUCACUGCCCUAUUCUGGAGCUCGACGGCGGCUUGACAGUAAUACUGGAGUCUGAAAACCAACAGGACAUCGCCACAUUCGUUGAAGCCCACAUCUCCACCAGUCACCUAGAUACCGAGGUUGGAAAAUUGAUUAUUCAACACGCUCAGGGUGUUUUUAUGUGGGCACGCCUGGUCUUGAGACAAGUGCUACUACUGGACCAUGACGGAGCACCAACAGCUGAGAUCAUAGCUGAAAUUGAGCGGAUACGGGAAGACUUAAACGGCGUCUACAUCGAGCUCGUCAAGGCUGUUACGCAUCGCUCGACCACCUUCAAGCUGAUGCGAUGGAUCUGUUUCUCCACAAGACCUUUGACAACAGAAGAGUUGCAAUGGGCCAUGGUAGCCGAUCCUGUUGGCGCGUGGACAUCGCUCGAUGAGUGUCGGGCUUCAAAAGAUUUUAUCCAAGACAACAAGAUAGACAGAAGAAUCAACAGUCUAAGCUCCGGUCUGGUAGAGAUUAUUCCAUCUCAGGGUGCCCAUAUUGUUCAGUUCAUUCAUCAGUCAGUCAAAGAUUUCCUCACAGAGGAAGGGUUGUGGGCCUUGAACGGCAUGACAGGAGUCGCACACGAGCUAGUCUCGACUUCCCACUGCCUUCUCUCCCAAGCUUGCCUCUAUUAUCUAAAAAUGGACGUACACUCUCAAGGGCAGGCAUUUUCUGAGGCAGACACAUCCAAGUUUCCUUUUGCUCGCUAUGCUGUCGAAUCGUGGGUGUCUCACGUGAAAUUGGGGGAACCCCCAAAUUCAUCUCCAGAACUUUCUCAGUUUGCUCGAAUGGCCAGGGGAAUACGGACUUUGAGGAUUCUUUCAUGCUUGCUGGUAGAUUUGGUUGAUGAGGUUGGCGAGGCUAACGGACAUGAAGGAGUCAUCCAGGUGCUUCUAGACACAGGCAAGGUCGAGGUCGACUCGAAAGAUAAAGAGGGGCGAACGCCUCUGUCAUGGGCAUCUGAGAACGGACAAGAAGGAGUCGUCCAGAUGGUUCUAGACACUGGAAAGGUCGACGUUGCUGCAGAGGAUGUCCGCGGGUUGACUGCAUUGCAAGUCGCCGGUUUUAAUGGCCAUUCAGGGACAGAGGAAAUGCUCAUAGCACGGGGCGCUCCUACUGGCGAGACUGUUGUCCUUUCAUAG